Molecule: messenger RNA, 2610 nt
Organism: Oryza sativa Japonica Group (Japanese rice)
Lineage: Eukaryota; Viridiplantae; Streptophyta; Magnoliopsida; Poales; Poaceae
Product: subtilisin-like protease SBT1.4
Biological process (GO): proteolysis
Molecular function (GO): serine-type endopeptidase activity
Source: RefSeq, a predicted model, not a curated record
UCACAACACACACCAUGCAUCUCAAACAAAUUUCUAUGGUCCAUCCGGACAUCUCAUUUGUCUCCAUGGGGCUGGGCAAGACACUCUUGGUCGUCUUUAGCUUGCUACAUGCCUUAGUGUUAGCAACAUCAGUAGGUGUUGAGCAUGCAACAGAUGAUGUAUCCACCUACAUCAUACAUGUUGCACAUGUGCAUGCGACACCUCCAACUCAUGCCUCGCAAUGCAUGGACCAGCACGCCAUUGCACACUACACCUCCUUUCUCCAAGGGAUCCUCCCUUCUCACUUAAGCGAGCCAACACCACGCCUUGUCUAUGCAUACUCCCACGCGGCCACAGGCUUUGCCGCGAAGCUAGCGAAGCACCAGGCUACACACAUCGUGCACCAUCCCAGCAUCCUUGCCAUCUUCCCCGACAAGCGCAAUGAGUUGCAGACCACUCUGUCUCCCUCCUUCCUCGGCCUCUCACCGUCCAACGGCCUCGUACAGGCAUCGAACGAUGGUGGCACUGGUGCAGUGAUCGCAGUGGUAGACACUGGUGUUUAUCCUAAGAACCGUAGGUCCUUUACCGUUGACCCAUCACUGCCUCCGCCGCCGAGCACCUUCCGUGGCCACUGCAUCUCAACCCCUUCCUUCAACGCGACUGCCUACUGCAACAACAAGCUCGUCGGUGCAAAGUAUUUCUGUAGAGGGUACGAGGCUGCAUUAGGCCACCCCAUCGAUGAGACGCAAGAGUCAAAGUCACCACUUGACACCGAAGGCCAUGGCACGCACACCGCUUCUACUGCCGCAGGAUCUGCGGUCCCUGGCGCCAACCUAUUUGGCUAUGCCAAUGGCACCGCCCAAGGCAUGGCUGUGCGUGCGCAUAUUGCCAUCUACAAGGUGUGCUGGGCAAAAGGAUGUUAUGAUUCUGACAUCCUCGCGGGCAUGGAUGAGGCGAUUGCAGAUAGAGUAAAUGUCAUAUCUCUUUCCCUGGGUGGUCGGAGUGAACAACUCUACAAUGAACCCACGUCCGUUGGUGCAUUCAAUGCCAUCCGCAGAGGCAUAUUUGUCUCUGCUGCCGCCGGGAACGACGGCCCUGACAUGUCUACUGCUAAUAACCUUGCACCAUGGAUGGUCACGGUUGGUGCGUCAAGCAUAAACCGUCGGUUCCCAGCAAACAUUAUCCUCGGAAAUGGCGAAACUUAUGUCGGCACCUCCCUCUACUCAGGUCGGAACAUAGCUGCUUCUUUGAUACCACUAGUAUACAGUGGUGAUGCUGGCUCUAGAUUGUGUGAACCUGGGAAGCUCUCUCGCAACAUAGUCAUUGGCAAGAUAGUUCUUUGCGAGAUCGGCUAUGCCCCCGCACAAGAAGCUGCUGUCCAACAAGCCGGUGGUGUUGGUGCCAUCGUUCCAAGUAGAAAUGUCUAUGGUCAGUUCUUCCUGAGUUCACCCGACUUGAUCCCGGCAUCAACAGUGACUUUCGCUGACGCCAAUGCAAUCUAUUCGUACACGCAAUCGGCGGCGAACCCGGUUGCAAGAAUUGAAUUUCGCGGCACCAUGAUCAGCCAAUCACCAUAUGCUCCGAGGGUCGCGGCCUUCUCGAGCCGUGGACCUAACCGCUUUGUGGCUGAGAUACUCAAGCCGGACAUAAUCGCCCCUGGCGUCGACAUCCUCGCCGCAUGGACAGGAGAAAACUCGCCAAGCUCCCUCAGCAUCGACACGAGGCGUGUCGAGUUCAACAUCAUCUCUGGCACGUCCAUGGCGUGCCCUCACGUGAGCGGCAUCGCUGCUAUGCUCAAGGUGGCACGACCAGACUGGAGCCCUACGGCGAUCAAAUCGGCCAUGAUGACCACGGCUUAUGAGGUGGACAACGGCGGCAACGCCAUCAUGUCGUCAGUGAAUGGGCGGGCGGCUGGGCCAUUUGAGCUCGGUUCUGGUCACGUUGACCCCAACAACGCUCUCGACCCUGGCCUUGUGUACAACGCCACCACCGACGACUACAUCGCCUUCCUCUGCGGCCUUGGCUACACACCAAACCAGAUAGCGAUUUUCACAAGGGACAGCACGACGACCUACUGCUCACGUCGGCCGCCCAUCGGGGACCUGAACUACCCGGCAUUCUCCAUGGUGUUUGCGAGGUCCGGUGGUCAGGUAACGCAACGCCGCACCGUGACCAACGUCGGGGCGAACACCAACGCCGUGUACGACGUGACCAUCACCGCGCCGCCUGGCACUAGGCUCACGGUGGCACCAAUGAGGCUCACGUUCAACGCGCAGCGCAAGACGCUUGACUAUGCGAUCACCUUGUCGGCAGGGUCAAGCAACUCGCCAUACAACGCGUGGGGAGAUAUCGUCUGGAGCGAUGGCCAGCACAUGGUGAGGAGCCCCGUCGUGGCCACCUGGAAAUAAAUCACCACUUGUGACAUUGUAUCGUACGUUUAUAGUAAUUGAAGGCCAUCAUCUCAGAUGGUGCCAUGAUGUAAACGUAACAUACGUAGUACUGUAUGGAUGAACCCGGGAAAAACGCGUUGUCAUCGUUGUUCCUGCUACCGCUAGCACUUGCUGCUUGGCUGCUACUGUAUAAUCAGCACGUAUGCAUUAAUAAAUAAAUCUGAAGUAAAUUGUCCUCAAA